Eremomyces bilateralis CBS 781.70 is the source of this 381-nucleotide messenger RNA. Its product is annotated as ankyrin. Gene Ontology annotation, molecular function: protein binding. The annotation marks the transcript as partial. The transcript is spliced from 2 exons. NCBI's taxonomy places the organism in Eukaryota, Fungi, Ascomycota, Dothideomycetes, Eremomycetales, Eremomycetaceae. The record is from RefSeq and is a predicted model, not a curated record.
CAAGCCGCCUCAUUAGAAGGCCAUCAAGAGAUUAUCGCACUACUCUUAGAUAAGGGAGCAGAUAUUAAUGCCCAGGGCGGCUUCUACGGCAACGCUCUCCAAGCCGCCUUAUUAGAAGGUCAUCAAGAGAUUAUUAUCGCGCUGCUCUUAGACAAGGGAGCAGAUGUUAAUGCCCAGGGCGGCCGCUACGGCAACGCUCUCCAAGCCGCCUCAUUUCGAGGCCAUCAAGAGAUUGUCGCGCUGCUCUUAGAUAAGGGAGCAGAUGUCAAUGAAAGAAAUGGCUCUAUUACAUCGUCAAAGCGGCCUGGCUCUAUGACUCCAAGCAUCCCGGCGAAGAAAUUACUCCUCAUGUACCCUGAGCCUUCUGGUCAAACUCAAUAA